AGGAGCAUUUGAGUCAGGCAUGGCGUCGUCUUCCUACUUGGAGCCCAACCUUAAUCACUCCGCAGCGGGUGGUUGUGGGGUUAAAUCCCGCUCUGCUGGAGGCCUUGAGCGGCCCCCAGGCUCCAUGGACCGAGUUCUCAAGAUCUUCCAUUACUUUGAGACAAAUAGUGAACCAUGUACCUGGGCUAGUAAUAUCAGGCAUGGAGAUGCUACAGAUGUCAGGGGUGUUAUCCAGAAGAUAGCAGAGAUCCAUAAACUGCGCUGUGUGUCAUCUCUGGGCCUCCGUCUCACCCAUCUGCACUCUGAUGCUCUCCAUUGGUUACACCCUGAUUUGGGUGUGUCUCACGUCAGAGAGAAAUAUGAGAAACAGCACCCCCAGGAGGAGUGGAGGUAUGAGUUGCGGAUGCGGUACCUUCCUAAAGGUUACCUCAGCCAUUUCUCUGAAGACAAACCCUCUCUCAACUACCUCUAUCACCAGGUAAAGAGUGAUUACAUGCAACAUAUAGCUGAUCAGGUGGAUCAAGAUGUUGCUUUGAAACUGGGCUGUUUGGAAAUUAGGAGGUUCUUCAGAGAGAUGCCAGGCAACGCCCUGGAUAAGAAAUCCAACUACGAACUACUAGAGAAAGAUGUUGGUUUGAGAAGGUUCUUCCCCAAAAGCCUGCUGGACUCUCUCAAGGCAAAGACUCUUCGUAAGCAGAUCCAGCAGACCUUUAAGCAGUUUGCUAACCUCAACGAUGAGCAGAGCAUCCACAAGUUCUUUGAGAUACUCUCCCCCAUCUACCGCUUCGACAAGGAGUGCUUCAAAUGUGCUUUAGGGUCUAGUUGGGUAAUAUCAGUAGAGUUAGCUAUCGGACCAGAGGAAGGAAUCAGCUACCUCACAGAUAAGGGCUCGACGCCUACGCACUUAGCUAACUUUAACCAAGUUCAGUCCAUCCAGUACUCUGCUUUGGAAGAGAAGGACAGGAAAGGCAUGCUGCAGCUCAACGUAGCAGGAGCUCCAGAGCCUCUCACAGUCACUACGGCAUCGCUGACUACAGCAGAAAACAUGGCUGACUUGAUUGACGGAUACUGUCGGCUCGUCUCCUCGGCUACUCACUCCUUCAUCGUCAGAGUCCACAAAGAGGGGGACAGAGCUCUGCCUUCUAUACCCAAAGUUUCAAAUCAUGAGAAGCGGAUGGAAAAACGGAUGGACGGAGUACGGACCAGAGCUGUUUGUGUCUCAGGUCACACUAGUGGCGAUGAAACUGACGACUAUGCUGAGAUCAUAGAUGAGGAGGACACCUACACAAUGCCUUCAACCCGGGACUAUGAGAUUCAGCGGGAUCGCAUUGAGCUGGGACGCUGCAUAGGUGAGGGUCAGUUUGGCGACGUCCACCAAGGAGUCUACAUCAGCCCGGAGAACCCAGCUCUGUCUGUGGCAGUGAAGACUUGUAAGAACUCAACAUCAGACAGCGUCAGGGAAAAGUUUCUCCAAGAAGCUUUGACCAUGCGUCAGUUUGACCAUCCUCACAUUGUGAAGCUGAUGGGAGUUAUCACAGAAAAUCCAGUCUGGAUCAUCAUGGAGCUCUGCACACUCGGAGAGUUACGGUCGUUUCUCCAGGUGAGGAAGUACAGUCUAGACCUGGCCACUCUCAUCCUAUACUCCUACCAGCUCAGCACAGCACUGGCCUAUCUGGAGAGCAAACGCUUUGUACACAGGGACAUUGCAGCGCGGAACGUGUUGGUGUCGACAGUCGACUGUGUGAAACUGGGGGACUUUGGUCUGUCGCGAUACAUGGAGGAUAGCUCUUAUUACAAAGCAUCGAAAGGUAAACUACCUAUUAAAUGGAUGGCUCCAGAAUCCAUCAACUUCAGACGAUUUACCACAGCCAGUGAUGUCUGGAUGUUUGGCGUCUGUAUGUGGGAGAUCCUUAUGUUCGGCAUCAAGCCUUUCCAGGGUGUGAAGAACAACGACGUCAUUGGGAGGAUAGAGAACGGCGAGCGGCUGGCGAUGCCCCCUCAGUGCCCUCCUACUCUCUACAGCUUGAUGACAAAGUGUUGGUCUUAUGAUCCCAGCAAGAGGCCGCGAUUCAAUGAACUCAAAACACAACUGAGCACUAUCUUAGAGGAGGAGAAGCUCCAGCAGAAGGAGAGGAGCAGGAUGGAGAUGAGGAGGCAGGUCACUGUUUCUUGGGACUCAGGAGGGUCUGAUGAAGCCCCGCCAAAGCCGAGUAGACCAGGCUAUCCCAGUCCUCGCUCAAGUGAUGGAUUUUACCCCAGUCCCCAGCAUCCGGGACACUACCAGAUGGCAGGGUACCCCGGCCCUCACACCCUCCCCUCUGUGCCCAGCGCCCUGUACCCCCCACAGGCAGCAAUGCUGGACACACACCACGCCCACACACACCCCCGCCACCACGUCCACACACACUCGCACAUGCAGCACCUUCCCCAGCCUCAUGGACAGGACAUGGCACUAUGGGGCUCUGCGAUGGAGGACAGGGCAGUAGACAUGCAGCAGUGUGUAGGCCAGCAGUGCCUGUUAAUGGAGGAACAGCUGAUGAUACAACAACAGCAGAUGGAGGAGGAUCAGAGGUGGCUGGAACAGGAGGAAAGGCUGCUGAAACCAGACACUCGAAGUUCUAGAGGGAGUCUGGACAGAGAAGAAGGUGGACUUCAACCACCGACAGGAAACCAGCACAUAUACCAGCCCGUUGGCAAAGCAGAGCAUGCGGCUCCCCCAAAGAAACCCCCUCGACCUGGGGCUCAGAGCCAAGUGGGCAGUCUGGCCUGUCUAAAUACUGGAGACAGUUACAACGAUGGAGUCAAGCCCUGGCGGCUGCAGCCCCAAGAGAUAAGCCCACCCCCCACCGCCAAUCUGGACCGCUCUAACGACAAGGUGUACGAGAACGUGACAGGAUUGGUCAAAGCUGUGAUCGAGAUGUCAAGCAAGAUUCAGCCAGCUCCUCCUGAGGAAUAUGUUCCCAUGGUCAAGGAUGUGGGUCUGGCAUUGAGGACGUUACUUGCCACAGUGGAUGAGACAUUACCACAACUUCCAGCCAGUACACACAGAGAGAUCGAAAUGGCACAAAAGCUGUUGAACUCCGACUUGGCAGAGCUGAUCGGGAAGAUGAAGUUAGCCCAGCAGUAUGUGAUGACCAGUCUCCAGCAGGACUAUAAGAAACAGAUGUUGACGGCGGCUCACGCUCUGGCAGUUGAUGCCAAGAACCUGCUGGAUGUCAUCGAUCAGUCCCGGCUCAAGAUGAUGGCCCAGUCCCGCCCACACUAGCCAGCUGAGCCGACCAACAGGAGCAGGUCCGCUAUUUGAAAAACGGCACCGUGGCGGCUUCUGUUGGCAGAGAAGAAUAAAAGACUCCUGGGUUAGUGACGUCAGUCGUGACUCCUGAUAUGUGAGAGCAGAUGGAGGAAACAGUGGCUCUGUUCAUUAGAUGUUGAAUCCUGCGUAAGCCGAGGUAGUAAAUUCAUCUGGGAUUAAACUCUCCACCACUGUGACUUUCUUAAUACAAGAACAGAGCAAAACUCUUCCUGAAUCAGGGACUUGGCAGCUUCACUCUCUUUGGACUGGAUUAUAAUGAUGAGAGGAGGAAAGGAAUAUACUGGUGAUUUUUAAACCGUGGGCCCGGAUGAGCCGGAUUCCUAAGGUCAGAGGUUUCAGAGGCUCAAAAACACCAUCAUGUGAGCGGUUGGAUCUGGAUUUGUUGAUAUCAGAUAGAUUAGUCUUUGUGGAAUCUAACUUUUAAGCAAAGCCAUCAGAACCUGAUCAAACUGCAUUUGAUCUGCAACAUAUCUGCAUGAAACUUCACAGUGGGAAUGGACUUGGACAUCAGCCAGCAGCCAUGUCAGUGCGUUUGUUGACAUCAUGUGUUUUGACCCCUGGAUGUGAGCUUCUUUCUCAGUUGAAAUACCUCCACAUCACUAUGGGUGCUUGUCAAUGGGCAGAUCAAACCAGAUGUUUUCUGUUGAGCUUUGGGCGUGUGCAGUUCUUUGGGUGGAUGCUACAACAAGAAAACUCAAAGUAAAGACAGUCUCAGUUUGGUGCGGAGAAGCAGCCUCCCACCCUCCAUCGCUCCUCCCUUUUCUGUCCUUCAUCCCUUCCCCAUCUUCCCUCCGUCUCACCAGCUUUUAUUUAUAGACUCAGAAAUUGCAGAGGAGGAGACGGAGGGAGAGACGGGAAGAAAGGAUUAAAACUUAAAGACAGCGCAGCGCCGGUCUACUGCCUGAAGAGAGAAGACACUAUCCUCCUCUUUCCUCCCUAUUUCACUCACUUUUCAUUGUCACUGCUCCUCUCCCCCCCCGCAGUCUUCCUCAGCUCCUAUCUGAGCAGGUUUUAAAGACUCCAAAUGUGAAGAAUCCAACUCUGUCUGGGUAAACACGGCAGAUAGGAAACUCCCUAAUCGCACUCAGUUUAGCCUACUCUUUUUUAUCGGCUGGCUCCAUGUUUUUUGUGUUGUGUUCAGCAGUCACAGUCUUCUUCCUCGAUACUGAAACCUGUUUAUAACUUGGAAUACAAGCAGAUAUUCAAUCCCAGCACUGACUCUGAUGAGCAGAAAUGAAAAAAAGCAGAUGGUGGAUUUUGAUGAUUCAGUCUGAGUGACUGGAUACUUCCUAUUCAUCUACAGGACAUCAUGUCUCAAACUGGUCACUGAGUUUGACUUUAACUAUUUCUGUGAGGACAGCGUCUCCUCUUCUGUUUUUCUCCUCACCUACAGUCCCAGUAUAGUUCAGAUGUUCCUCAUCUAAGAUGGUGUCACGCCUCUAGCAGCCCCUUAGCCACCGGUGUCACAAAGUGAAUUUCCCAGAGAGAUAGGUAACCCUCACAACUGGAACCUUUGUGCUUUGAGACUCCGUUUUUGUCGGGUGUAACACUUUACAAAUGUCCCUCCUAACAACAGUCUCCAGGGAAACAAACACCCACACCCCCACACACACACACACACACACACACACACACACACACACACACACACGCAAAUGUGGAGCCACAUGACUGGAACUUGUCUUGCAGGCACAAAACACUGAACUGAAACUUCAGCAGAUCACACAUGUGUUUGUUAAUACUGACCCCACACGGAGAAUGACAUACUGCUAUAUGAAAUAUACUGGUGACUGUACUAGUAUAGCAUGAUAUACUGGUAUGGAGAAGAGCAUAUUUGCACAGCAAACAGCAAUUUUUUAACCCUAUUUUACCCAGAUUUGAUUUCCAUGUUUAGCCAGCAAUGAAACUGUCAAAUACCUGGGUGUUAUAGGGAUAAAAAACAUAAAACAAAAAAAACAAACAAACAAAAAACAAUCUAUUUUAUCUCCUUGUUGUUGCGUAAAUUUGCUCAUGUUGGUAUAUUGUAAGCUAUACUGGUGUGUAUCACUGGUGAAUUGUACAGAACUCGUACUAGUAAACACUGGUUUUUAUUUUGUCUUCUGGGCUAAAUCAGCCAUCUUGUCAAAUAGGAGGAAAAAAACAAUGAAAUAAAAUAAUGAUGAAA
Seriola dumerili (greater amberjack) is the source of this 5477-nucleotide messenger RNA. RefSeq names its product protein tyrosine kinase 2 (gene ptk2). Gene Ontology annotation, cellular component: cytoskeleton; focal adhesion. NCBI's taxonomy places the organism in Eukaryota, Metazoa, Chordata, Actinopteri, Carangiformes, Carangidae. The record is from RefSeq and is a predicted model, not a curated record. The coding region runs from base 20 to 3265 and encodes 1081 amino acids. Gene Ontology annotation, molecular function: ATP binding; protein tyrosine kinase activity. The transcript is spliced from 34 exons. Gene Ontology annotation, biological process: protein phosphorylation; signal complex assembly.